UCCUCUAAACCACCCCAAUGUCUUCCCUCAAGACCACCAAAAAACACCAUAAACACUUCAACAAUCCCUUCCCUUCUCCUCCACCAUCUCUCCCUUUCAUUCAAGGAAAUCUCUUGAUCAACUCCAAAAUCCUAUCUUCCCACCAAAUCUUCUCCAUUGGGAAGGAUUUCCAGCUUCUUUGGAGCACAAAAAAUGGUGGCGUGUUCUCCAUUUAUCACCAGUCUCAGCCUGCAAGAUCACUGUGGUGCACCAUUCCUGGCCAAGCUUUUGUCUCUGCAGCAGUUGCUGAAACAGAGGUGGAGGAAAGCAGGGGAUCAUUUGCUGUAAAAGAUGGAGAUGUUCACUUUGUUUGUGAUCAUCAGACUGUUGAAGAUGUAAGGGUGAUACAUGAGUCUGAUGAUUUUCUUGAUGCUGAAGGUCAUGAUUUUCUAUCUGGGUAUUUGGGAUUAGACCUGAGGAAGGAGUUGGAAGGUGCAGAAUUCCCUGUUCUGCUCAUAACAGGAAGCAUUUUCAGCAAGAGGAAGAUGAAGAAAAGGGUUCAUAAUUCAGGUAUAUAUAAGGAUAUAACGUUUGAGACAAAUGUACCUUCUGUUUCUGCAAGGUAUUGGGUCCUGUUUGAUCAAAAGAACAGCAACCAAAUCGGUUUCCAAGUGCAGAUUGGACAACCUGAAUUCAAGCUGCCCCAGAGAGGCUCCCCAGUUGGAAGAUACAGGCGUUUGAGGGGCAAACUGAGGCGGUUUCGGAAAAAGAAGGCGGGCUUGUGUUGGUUUUUUACAAGGCCAAGAGGAUUUGUGGCGGUUACCUCAUCAGAGGAGGAACUAGGGGAAUUGAACGUUACAAGUUCCACUUCCACAGAGUUCAACAAGGUUUGCUUAACCUAUGCAAGUGAAGGAAAUGAGAGAUUUUUCGGGUUCGGAGAGCAGUUCUCUCAUAUGGAUUUUAAAGGGAAAAGGGUGCCUAUUUUUGUUCAAGAACAAGGGAUUGGAAGGGGAGAUCAACCUGUUACUUUUGCAGCUAACUUGGUUAGCUACAGGGCUGGAGGUGAUUGGAGCACAACUUAUGCUCCUUCACCAUUCUACAUGACUUCCAAGAUGAGGUCUCUCUACUUGGAAGGAUACAACUAUUCUGUAUUUGAUCUGACAAAACAAGAUAGAGUCCAAGUACAGAUACAUGGAAAUGCAGUUCAGGGAAGAAUAUUGCAUGGGAACACACCUACUGAGAUCAUUGAGCACUUCACAGAAACUAUUGGGAGGCCGCCUGUGCUUCCUGAAUGGUUAAUAUCCGGAGCGGUGGUUGGAAUGCAGGGUGGCACGGAAGCUGUACGCCGCAUUUGGGAUGAAUUGACGAAUUAUAAGGUUCCCAUUUCAGCAUUUUGGUUGCAGGACUGGGUGGGGCAAAGGGAAACGUUGAUAGGGUCGCAACUAUGGUGGAACUGGGAAGUGGACUCAACAAGGUACCAAGGAUGGCAGCAGCUAGUUAAAGAUCUGAGUGCUCACUCUAUUAAAGUGAUGACAUACUGCAACCCUUGUCUGGCUCCGACUGAUGAGAAGCCAAACAGAAUGAGAAAUCUAUUUGAGGAAGCUAGAAAGCUCGACAUCCUAGUGAAAGACAAGAAUGGAGAAGCAUACAUGAUUCCAAACACAGCGUUUGAUGUGGGGAUGUUGGACCUGACUCACCCUCUUACUGCAAGCUGGUUCAAACAGAUUUUACAAGAAAUGGUCGAUGAUGGAGUCAGAGGAUGGAUGGCUGAUUUUGGUGAAGGCCUGCCAGUGGAUGCCACACUCUACUCAGGUGAAGAUCCUAUUUCGGCACACAACAGAUAUGCAGAGCUAUGGGCUCAAAUAAACCGAGAAUUUGUGGAAGAAUGGAAAAGUAACCGUGUGGGAAAGGAGAAAGAAGAUCCAGAUGAGGCCUUGGUCUUCUUUAUGAGGGCUGGUUUUAGGGAUAGUCCUAAAUGGGGGAUGCUAUUUUGGGAAGGAGACCAGAUGGUAAGUUGGCAAGCUAAUGAUGGGAUAAAGAGUGCCGUUGUUGGCCUACUGAGCAGUGGCCUUUCUGGAUAUGCAUUUAACCACAGUGAUAUUGGAGGCUACUGCUCCAUAAACUUACCUAUAAUCAAGUAUCGACGAAGUGAAGAGUUGCUUAUGCGUUGGAUGGAGCUAAAUGCAUUCACCAUUGUCUUCCGGACCCAUGAGGGUAAUAAACCAUCUAGCAACAGCCAGUUUUACUCAAAUGAGAGAACACUAACACAUUUUGCGCGCUUUGCCAAAGUCUACAAAGCUUGGAAGUUCUACAGAAUUCAGCUUGUAAAGGAAGCUGCUCAGAAAGGCUUACCUAUAUGCCGGCACUUGUUUCUUCACUACCCUAAAGAUGAUAAGGUGCAUAGUUUCAGUUACCAGCAGUUCUUGGUGGGUACUGAGAUCCUUGUGGUGCCUGUGCUUGACAAGGGCAGGAAGAAUGUGAAAGCCUAUUUCCCAGCAGGAGAAUCAUGUUCUUGGCAGCAUAUCUGGACGGGAAAGCUGUACAAAAAACAGGGUUCUGAAGUGUGGGUGGAUGCUCCACUCGGCUAUCCUGCUGUCUUUGUUAAGGCUGGCUCCACUGUUGGAGAGACUUUCAUGGAAAACCUUAGAAAUCUCAAUAUUCUUUGAUAAAUGGGUGCCCUAAGGGGAUCCAAAAUUCAACAUUCAUGUGUCUAUUGGUUGAUCCAAGAUUCUUGUAUCUUCAUUCAUAUUAGAAGAUGAUGCUUUCUCUACCGAAUCCAAAGGGAUUUGGAUACUUGUGUUGUAUAUUCCCUAUUCUACCUGUAGGUCUCUGUUUUCUUCACUUGUUUUUCAACCCAAUUUCACUUUUUCUUUUGCAUUCUGGAUCCGGUAUCUGCAAAUGUUUAAAAAUCUAGAAUCAAAGAUUCUAAAGUUG
This is a messenger RNA of Rubroshorea leprosula, 2913 nucleotides long. The record is from the annotation of a GenBank genome assembly. Lineage: Eukaryota; Viridiplantae; Streptophyta; Magnoliopsida; Malvales; Dipterocarpaceae.